Messenger RNA from Leptinotarsa decemlineata (Colorado potato beetle), 2112 nucleotides. Its product is annotated as leucine-rich repeat-containing protein 15-like. The record is from RefSeq and is a predicted model, not a curated record. Lineage: Eukaryota; Metazoa; Arthropoda; Insecta; Coleoptera; Chrysomelidae.
UCAGCCAACAGAAAAUGAAGAAUCAUUAUAUAACAUACAUAUCAAAAAACAGUUCAUAUUUAAAUUGUAGUCAAGUAUUCACAUUUCGUUUGGUACUUUAUACCUACUAAGAGAUAUUCCAAAUACUGCUUUCUCACAGAGUUCGAAGAAUGUUUAUUAACGGCAUCAAACAUUUUGUCGUAAAUGACUUCAUACGUUUUUUGGGAAACGUGCAGAUCUUCCUUGUGAUGAUUUUGAUACUGGCUGGCAAAUCCAAUCAAGAGUGUGAGAACAGAUACCCGGAACUCUAUUGCAUAAAUAUCAAUCAGAAUAACUUGAAUGAUUCACUCACAGACAUAUCCUUCAAACGCUAUCUUUAUAGUUCCGAAAGACUCACUAUCAAUCAUUCGACCAUCGAAAUCCUAUCUUCGAAAAUGUCGGUCGGAACGAAUUUCAAAGAAAUGUAUUUGAAAAAUUUGAAUAUAGCUCGAAUAGUACCAAAAGUCUUCAACGGUCUGGAUAAUUUAAAAGUCCUAGAUCUAAGCCAUAACGAAUUGAGAACGAUCAAGAGCAACACGUUUUAUAAGCUUUCAUCAUUGAAAAACUUGAGCUUGCAGAACAAUCAUAUUGAAGAUAUAGAAGAUCAUGCUUUCAUUUCUUUGAGUAGAUUACUACACCUACUACUAAACAACAAUGAAAUAAGGCAACUCCCCGUUAACGUUUUUGAUUCAUUACUUCUUUUAGAAUACCUAGACUUAUCGAGUAAUCAAAUUGAAGCCGUAGAUAAAGCAAUAUUUUUAGCAAAUAUCCAACUCAAGUACGUUUACCUGAACAAUAAUAGAAUUAUCCAUAUAUCCGAUGAAUUGUUCAAAAACAAUAUACGUUUGAAAUCCAUCGAUAUAUCUCUGAAUCCUCUCGAAAAACCUCUCAAUUAUAACAUUUUCUCCAGAUUGACAGAGCUGACCGAUUUGGGAGUAUCGUCAACCGAAAACAGAUCAGUGUUCCAUUUGAAUCAAAGCUCCUUCGAAAGCUUGCGUAAAUUGAAGAUGGAUGGAAACAGCCUAAAUCAAGUCAAUAUCGAUAUUCAUCCUAACCUAACUUUUGUGAGUUUGAGCAGGAACAAUAUCGACUAUAUAAACAGCAGUCUAUUUAAAAAUUGUAAGAACGUCCAAUAUCUCAACUUGAGUUUCAACAAGAUCUUUGAUAUACAAGUGGAUGCAUUCGAUCGUUUGAUUAAAUUGAAAGUUCUAGAUUUGAAAAGCAACAAAUUGAGUGUCUUGAAACACGGUAUUUUCAAGAAUUUAUCGAAUUUGGAACACUUAGACCUAUCAUCGAAUUAUUUCAAGACAAUUCCUUAUGGUACCUUGGACUCAUUGAAGAAGCUGAUUUUUCUGAGCUUGUCAUACAAUGAAUUUUCAAUUUUGGACAUUUAUAUGUUCCAUUCCCUAAGGAACCUUGAAGAAUUGCAUUUGAAUGCAAAUAAUUUCAACUUCAUUGAUGGAUCAGUCCUUGUAUCCACUUUACCAGCCCUCAACAAAAUAGCAUUGGAUAAAAAUCUAUGGACUUGUUCUAAACUUAUGGCACUCGUUCAUAUUUUGGAAAAAAAUUCGAUCUCUAUUCUUGAUGGCAGUUCAACUCAUACCCAUAACAUAAACGGAAUUGAAUGUGAGGAUGUGAUAACAAUAGAUUACAGUAAACCAAUGAAUCAUACUUACAGCGAUGGACCUGACCUUAGUAAAGUAUACGAAUUUUUCAAUACGGAUUUCAAAAACACGAAUUUUUACAAGUUUUUCAUGAAUCGUCGAACAUUUGAAAUCAAUACGAAGCCAUCUGCUGAAAAAGUUGUGAGAACUGUUCACGUCAAUGCUACUACCAAGGAACAAGACGAUAUUAUUAACGAACAACACGAAGCUACAAAUUUCGAAGUUCUGUAUAUUUUAAUGAUUUUGACAUCAGUAACAAAUAUACUUGUUGUAUUAUACGUAUUUUAUCGUCUGAGGUAUUUGAAAAUGAAGACCAAUCAAGCAAAUAUUCUAGAAUUAGGUUCUAGUGUUUCUCUUGAGAAUUAGAUGUUUACUGAUGUAUCUUGUCAAAGGCCAAUAAAUCAUAUGAAUUCAAAAGAUGAAUUUUUUC